AUGGUUUCCCCCGAGAGUCCCAAAGAGGAACUUGGGUGGUCCUUUGCAGACAUUGAAAGAGACCCUCAAGACCUCGUCGCUAAUGGUUUUCGUCCCGUUUGGACAGACGAGGACGGCUACCCCGGUCCGCUUCCAGACGACAUCGCAGAAUGGAUCGAUCCCGCGGGAGAAAAUACGAUCAGGCUGGUUGGGCCAAUGUCAAGCCUGUUCUGGUUAGCAAAACUAGAUGACCUGGUCAACGCGAUUGACAGCCCGGACUAUACCAUACGCGACGAGGUUAUCUGCAUUCCCGUCAAUGCCUCUAUUCAAUCGAUGCUGCCCACGCUCUCCGAGAACGGAAAAAUCCCUGGCGCCAUCUACAGAAACUACUGCUACCCUCCUCCUGAGUUUUCCUUGGUCGCUUUCCCUCUGAGACAUAAUACUAUUCCAUCAUCUGUCACUGGUUCCAUCGCAUCCUACAGCCUCAGAGAUCUCUUCCCUUUCUCGCGACUUCACUGGCUCUUUGGGGGCAAUUUACUCUUCCGAGGCCUUUCCAGAUUGGCUCUACAUUCCGCAAUGGCUUGGUUUCUGCCCACAGUAAAUUCAAACCACGCAGACAACGAAUUUGGGCCUGGAAUAUACACAACGCCAUCUCUUGAGCUGGCUUUAAAGUACGCGGGUGUCCAAGGAGCUCUGAUGGUCUUCCAGAACCCUGAUUUCCGGACUUUGAAUGUUUGGGAACCGAGCCAAGAUGAUUGGACAACCAUCACCACUUAUUGGUCGGGGCGUACAUUAUCCAAUGUACAAGAGCGAGUUCCUCCUUGCUGGGAUACGGACGUGAUUAGAGGCGCAGUCUCUCAGGCUGGACGGGGAAGGGGUGCAUUUCGUGUCCCUGGUCCGCAUACACAGGUCGUUGGAGUCAGCAACGCGGCCUUGAUUGCCUUGGCGGCAUCUCUGAAAAUGAUCAUUUGGCUUGAGUAGCCAUUGCUUCUUUCUUCCAGGAUCCUGUUUUGACUCAUGUCUUUAUUUUCUUACCGGCGGGGUUGAGUAAAGGCUGUUAUAUGAAUUGCUAAGGCAAAUUGCACUUUUCGAAAGCCAAAAACAGGAGGUAAGGCUAAGCGCCUUAUUAUGUUUGCUAAUCCUUAUUAUUAAUAGAU
This is a messenger RNA of Aspergillus novofumigatus IBT 16806, 1136 nucleotides long. RefSeq lists its product as uncharacterized. Lineage: Eukaryota; Fungi; Ascomycota; Eurotiomycetes; Eurotiales; Aspergillaceae. The transcript is spliced from 2 exons. Bases 1 to 960 code for a protein of 319 amino acids. The record is from RefSeq and is a predicted model, not a curated record.